AUGUAUAAUUGGAUCCCUAUUAUUGCAGCGACCAGUCUCUGCUUAUCAACAGCUUCUGCGGUCCCCAUCGAUUUAGUAAAAAGAUACGUUGAUAAUCCAACCGCCAAUUCUAGCAACUCAUCAGUGUAUGGUCAAUCAAAGUUCCAAUCAGUAUCCGAGAAGAAUUUGGCAUCAACUUACUACUCUACCGAUUCCAAUGGUUCCAAAUACAUUCAAUGGAAUUUCACCGUCACCAGUAUGAAUGUAACCCAAUCAGUGUCCUCGAGUAAAUUGAAAGCAAUUUCUGUUGACGAUACAACUUCGAGCAGCAGCAGCAGCAGUGCUAGUAGCACCAGUUCAAGUACUGCAAACUCUGCCAUUGAUAAAGUCAGUCAUUUUAUGGGAAACCUUUUGAAAAGAACAGACUCCGAAUCAAUGACCAUUGAAAACCAACAAACCUUCUACAGCGUGGAAUUAUCAAUGGGGUCAAGAGAACAAAAAGUCGAGGUGUUGUUGGACACAGGGUCCGCCGACCUAUGGGUUCCUACUAUGCAACUUUCCGAGGAUCUUGGUUAUUUCACCCCAGCGCAAUCCACCAGCUACAGAACCAUUUCCACCGGGUUUUCUAUUACUUAUGGCGAUGGUACCCAUGCGUAUGGAGAUUGGGCUACCGACGUGAUAAAAAUGGGAGAUAUCAGUGUUACUAAUGUGACCAUGGGGGUUUGCAACCAGGUCACUGCCGCGCAAGGUGUCUUGGGCUUGGGAUUCCAAGGUAAUGAAGUAGCUUCUAACAAAUACCCGAACUUCCCAAUGUUGCUUCAUAGCCAGGGACUUCUUGAUACCAUUAGCUACUCGUUAUAUUUGAAUACUGCAGCAAGCACCUCAGGGACUAUUUUAUUCGGAGCCAUUGAUACCGAGAAGUAUGAAGGGGACUUAGUGAAAUUGCCAGUGCUUCAUAUUAAUGAUGGUGGGAACCCAACUGCAGUUCCAGUUGCAUUCUUUGUUAAUCUUGUUUCCAUCACCGGCCAGACCAAACAUAACAUUCCGACUCUCUUCACUAGUGACGAACUGUCGUCAUCAUCAUCAUCGGCUUCGGUUUCACAUCCUGCUUUAUUGGACUCGGGAACCACAUUGAUUAACGCCCCUAAUAGCGUAUACAAGGCAAUUGGUAGUGCUUAUGGAUACCAUUUACCAAAGCUUGGUUAUGUCGAAGCCUGUGAUCAUUGGGAUGAAAUAACAUCCUUGCUGAAUAUGUUACACAUGGACGAUGAGCCUGCCUGGCACCCUAAAUCUCAAGAGAGAUGCUUUGUGUACCAUGGCCCGGUUCUUUACGAUUCGACCAUCAAGUUUUUACACCAAGCGAAUUCCGAAGACAUCAUUGGGAAGAAGCAAGAGGCGUUCCUGUUAAAAGAACAAGUAGAUGGUAACAAGAUCCACGGGCUUCCAUCGAGAUUAAUGGGGGUUGAAGCAUAUUAUAUCCAUUACAAGAACUGGCCCAAAGCCUGGGAUGAAUGGGUGGAUAUCAGCCGGAUGCUACCGUACAAUUCUGAAAAUAUCCGCAAGUGCAAAGAAUUAUUGGCCAAUGCCAUCAAUAGUCGGGGAAGGGUGGAAAUUGAAGUCAGUGAAGAUCGGUACCGGGACGAAGCAAACGAUAGUAGGACCAGCAGCAACGCUCGGACCCGGACCAGAACCAGUAAUAGUAAGGAUAGCCUGACCCUGGAGAACAGUGAUGACCAAGGAAUCCAAAAGUUUUUCCCUAGUAGACGGUUGGAUGAUGAUGAUUCCUUCAUUAAAAUCCAGCGGUUUUUAGUGAAAGCACCAUUUAUAAUUGAUAUUCCCCAAGUGCUUCGACGGAAGCUUGUUGGUGAUUGCCAGAAUGUUAAGCUCCGAAACAUGUUGGUGAAAAUUCCCGUGAAUAUCCUGAUAAUCAAGAUUUUGGACAGGUAUACGAAAUACUAUGCAGCUAAGGUAAGAAAAUUGGAAAGCUCAGGUAGUUGGAGUGGCAAUUCUGGAGGCAGUAAUAGAAGGGUAUCGACGCGGGUAUCGAGGACGGUUGAGAACGCCAGAGCCAAUAACACUAAUAUCACCAACGACAACAACUUCAUGGUGUACUCGGAGUUCUUAUCGGAAUUUGUUGACAGUAUCAAGAAGUUUCUUAUGAGGAGUUUCCGCAACUUGGUGCUCUACGGCUUUGAACAUCAACAGUUGGAUGAUUAUCUCAAGAAGAAAACCAGGGCUGAUAAAUCGACAGUGAUCCUUGAGGCCUAUGGCAUCGAGCAUUUUUUGCGGUUCUUGAUGAUAUUGCCCAGCUUGAUUUGUGAAUAUCUAGUUGAUGAUCAGGCCAGGGAGAUUUCCAAGUUCUUUAUCCAGAGCAUUGUGGAUUUCGUCAGUUUGAAGCGUGAGGACUUCUUUCCGCUUGAUAAAGGGAUCCAGGAGGAUUUGAUCGAUGAUAAUCAGGGGAAUUAUUACAGGGCGCCUGGGAAUUACAAGGUGAAUGCAUGA
Molecule: messenger RNA, 2481 nt
Organism: Saccharomycopsis crataegensis
Lineage: Eukaryota; Fungi; Ascomycota; Saccharomycetes; Ascoideales; Saccharomycopsidaceae
Exons: 2
Coding region: 1-2481 (826 amino acids)
Biological process (GO): chromatin organization; proteolysis; regulation of DNA-templated transcription
Cellular component (GO): Rpd3S complex; nucleus; NuA4 histone acetyltransferase complex
Molecular function (GO): aspartic-type endopeptidase activity
Source: RefSeq, a predicted model, not a curated record